AAAGAGCACAACCACAACAUGCAAUUCCAAAAAUAGUGCAAUGUAAUUUUUAGCCAACUAAAGUGUAGUAGUGGAUUGAAAGUUGAUAGGAGAAUAUGGAUCAACCCUGGGACCAGGUUUACGCCCGGGAUGUCCCGCCAGAUUUUGAAGAGAUGAGGAAAAGAGAGGAUCGUAAGGAAAGAAUAAAACCAUACUGGGAUCUUUUAGUGAAUGACAAGGAGCCUAAAGUAAAUAAGGAUUCAUUAAUACGUUUAAUGCAUGAUUUGAAAGAGGAGGGAAAUGCCUUGUUUAAAGAUAGUCAUUUUGAUAUAGCCUGGAUGCACUACCGAAAUGCUAUAUUUGUUGUUCGUAUAUUGGAGAAUCGAUUUUAUCACACGGUUGAGAAGGAAUUUACAUCUUCACUCUUCUCAAAUAGAGCAUUUUGUUGUUUAAAGAAGAGUAUGUUUAAAGAGGCAGUACAAGACUGUGAAUCAGCUAUUGGUGUAUUUCCUAAGAAUAUCAAAGCCUACUAUCGACAAGCCUUGGCAUAUAAGAAUAUGAAAAAGUUUUCUGAAGCAUAUAGAUCCGCUUGUAAAGGACAGGAAAUGCAACCUAGCUCUGCUUUAAAAGAAUUAAUAGAUGAAUUAGAACCAAGGAUAAAAGUAGGAUCUAGAUCAGCUGAGUCACAGGGGAGACAAACAGCUGAAGUGUCGGCUAAAUCUGCCUCUGUAUUGGGCACAGUAGAUGAUGCUGCACAACCCGAUAAUGAGUGGUUGACUGGAACUAACAUUGCAGUCACACAAAAGCAACUUGAAACAAGAUCAAAGAUGACAAAGAAAACUAAAAAGAAGAACAAGGGUUCAACGAGUCCUGUAAAGAAUGUUAUUGUAUCAAGUAUUGAACCAGAAACAGAAAGUGACGACCCCAGCCCUGCUGAGUAUGAGGAUGAUACAGAGUUUGCUAACUUGCUAAGAGGAGUUCAGAAGAAUACUGCAGCAAGCAGAAUGGGAACAUUGAAUGGUCGAGGUAUGUCUUCUGGUGGUCUGGAUAUUAUAGCCCCGCCCACAGUUGAGGAAACACCAUGGUCAUAUUUUCCUCACGAUACUGAAGAAGAUCUGAACAAGACUGUUACUGAUGAUAAUCAGACUGUUGCUAUGGGCCUCGACAGUUUCUCUCCAGCAGUCCAAUCUACAGAAACUGUUGACUCGGAGGCUGGAAGUUUGAGCUACAGUAACACAUCGUCAGGUCGUAGUUCCCGGGCAUCUCAGAGCCCUGCCAAGUUUGUUACAGUAACAUCACGUACUUCAAGUGCCACACCAUCACCAGCACCACAAAAUAUACCACAGAUUCUUUUCCCACUGAUAGAGGAAUUUGAUUUUAAGAUUGCCUGUCGUCAUUGCUUUUCAAAGAUUGGAGAAGGUGUUAAAGGUUACAGAUAUGUAAAUGCUGCCCAUCAAUGCCUGCGGGAUGUGUUGAUACUAAAGAAGAAGAACGUAGCUGGGUUGAGCUGGAUUAAGGUCCGGCCUCGACCUGAGACAAAGGGUCACUACGGAUCUUUUAAAAUCUGUACACAGUUCAGUCAGAAUAAACCAUGUAAAGUGGCUGAGGAGAAAUGCACAUUCCCACAUCAUCAGGCGGAAGCUAGCCUUUGGACAAUUGAUAGAGAUGGAACAUUUUCAAUAGAAAAUUUUAUAACACAGUGUAGGACAUACAAAAUAUGCUUUAAACCUAUGGUGGUAACAAGAAGAAAACCUGGAUUCUCAGCGCCACAGAGUGGAUUGUUGAGUCAUCCACCCCCAGUAGGAGUACCUGUGUCCUAUCCUCCACCAUCACCUGGACAACAAAUGUCACAUUUUACAGGCUUACCACAUCCAGGCUUUCCACCCCAUGUCAAUGGCUACAAUUAUGGUCAGUUUACACAGCCUCCGCCUCCUGUGCCAAACCAGCGGAACCAGUGGAGCUUGCAGACUCCAACAGUGAUAGAGGAACCAGAUCAACCAGUGUUCGAACAACAGCAGUCAGUCACUAAACUAGAAAACCCACUUGCAGAGACACACAAUGCCUAUGUGGUGUGUCAGCAUUGCUUUAAGGCAACCAUGUAUCCGGGAAUAUAUGACUAUAUCAAUUUAACCCAUAAAUGUGAGGAAACUAUGCUUGCUAUGAGGAGAAAAGGGCCAGCAGAACCUUAUGUUAGAGUGAGAGAAAGGAAAAAUCAUCGGGAAUUUCCAGGAAACUAUAUUCUGUGUAACAGCAUCCGAUAUAAAAAUCCUUCAUUUUGUAAAUAUGGAGAAGAAGUUUGCAGUUUUGCACAUAAUGAUGUUGAAAGGUUUUUUUGGACACUGGAGAAAGAUGGAAAGUUCAACAUAACUGAGUUUUUGAUACAGAAUAGAAAGUUUAGUGCAGGGAAGGGAUUUAGUCUUGAGGAGAUACUCAAUAAACAUGGCGGUUAUUUUGAAUUUAUAUGUAGAGCUUGUUACUAUGGAACUCCGCCGAAAAUAUCUCUGAUUAGCUCAGACCCAACAAAAUGUAAUGGUGACCCACCUGGUCAUUUAUGGAAAGAUUUUAAGAUCCUGGCACAUGUUGGACCUGGUGGUGUAUUCACACUCGUUAAUCCGCGAGGGUUUUUACACAAGUCUGCAUUUUUCAAGAUCUGCAAGUGGUUACAGUUUUGUCGCUCCAGAGUUAAUGCUACAUGUAGGUUUGCUCAUAGUAUGAUAGAGAGAGAUAUCUGGAUGUUGGAACGAGACUGUGGUAUAAAGCGUAGUGAAAUUGCCAGUCAGUCAAAACAGAUCGUAUGUGGCACUCCAGCUCAUAAUACAGGCUUCUCCUCAAGUCAGGCAGCGGUAACAAAACCAACCCCUACCAUAGCCAUAACAACAGCAGCCGCACCAGAACCAAAACAACAAGUUGCAGUCCAGAGCACAGAGUCUACUGGUAUACCAGCUGCUGCAGAUGGUUUGUGCCCAAUCACUGUUCUAGAAGUGUGUGAGACAUGCUGGAAGCGUGGCCAGAGAACCCAGCAACAGACCGGCAAAGACCGAUGCCAGAAAGGUCAUGGUAACUGGAGCUGCAAUAUUGUCUACCUUCUGAGCCCCUCACUGAAAGAGUUACGUCCCUUACCAAGGAAGAUUCCAUCUGGAUUGAACUUCAUUAUUUGUCAGUAUAUUAGAGAUGGAAAGAAGUGUGGCUAUUCUGGGAGAGGUCCCUGUCAAUUUGCACAUUGUGUAGAAGAGAUGGAGGCCUGGAAAUUUAUGUGUGCUAAUAAUUUGACAACACCAGCAGAAUUAUCCCAGGCCAGUAAGGCCGCCCAGAAAGCUCGUGCAGAGUCUGCCAAGAGUAAGAUCAGUGGCCAGUCAGUCGUCAGUGUGAGCAUGAACCCAGUAAGUGCGAGCCGGCCUGCCAUGCCUGUGACCAGUGUUCAUACAUUCUACUGCCACUAUUGUGGAGUUUCCUGUAACAGUCAGAAGCAGUGGGAUGAGCACUGUGCUUCAGAGAAACAUAACUUCAAUGUUAACUCAGACAAGGAACAUCAGUGGAACUACAGACAACCACCUUGGACAUCUGGCAGGUCCUAUGAACUCUGUGAAAAACAUUCAGAUGGUGGACAGUGUCAGUACUCUAAUGUACCAGACAUGUAUAACCUGUGUCGCUAUGCUCACAGUCAGGAUGAACUAGAUGAGUGGAAGGAACGUUAUGAGUGGCGACAGAUGAAGAGAGAGAUGGCAAGGCAGGAAAAGGUGUUCUCUUACAUGGAUGAGCUGCUGGAGAAAUACGAGAAUUCUACAGAUCCUGUCAAUGUUAUAACGGAAGAACUAGAUGGCGUAGAUAUUACAACAAAAGGAGAUUUACACAUCUACAGAGAGGACAAACAGGCCAAAUACACAUGGACAUUUCAGAUUGUUGCUUCGAAACGGAUUGAGAAGAUAGCUCUCUUAUAUAAUCGUGACAGAUUGCAUUUCGCCCUUGUAAAUGGUAUGGAGAGAUCUUGUCAGAUUGCCCAAGGUGACGUGUUCUGUCACAAUAUCAGUGAUCUGGGCAAACCGUUGUACGAGGUACAGCUCAGUUUUACAGGUGGAAUGUUUGGAUCGUUUAUGCAGUGGAUUUUGUUUGAUUUUGGACCAGAACUUCCUGUACUCUGCAGGAAGGUUACCGUGGAGAUUGGGAACCAGUCGUCCCAUGAGAAAGUGAAGAAUCUCCGGCAGCAGUUACAGUUUGAUCGCUGGACGAGCCUCAAUCGAGAGAUUGUAAGGCAUGAAAUAAUGGAGGACAUUGAGGAAAUGCUGGUUCGGAAAUACAGGGAGCCUUCAUCAUCGGAGAUUGUUGUAACCCAGACAACAGUAACCACGGAGCUUAAUAGGCACAACUACAAGGCAAAGAUGCACAAGUUGCUGGAACUUGAAGAGAUGACUAGACAUCAGACAAUUUCCAGUGCGGCUGAUCUGUACAUUGUGAAGCACUUUGAUUCAUUCUUGAAGAAAUCGGGAAACCAGUCUCUGUUGAAGCGUGUUUAUUUCAAGGAUCGUCUGUUGUAUACUGUCUCGCCACUAGUAAAGAACUACUGUUUAUUGUCACAUGACGGCGAUGCCUUUCAGAUACCGACGCAGAAAGAUAUUGAGAAAUGUCGUGUAGUUAUUGUCACAGUAACAACAUCCCUUGUCCUUGCAAAUCUUGGUCUGCAAGGAAUGUUCACCCAUAUUUUCAUAGAUGAAGCGGCCCAGACCUUGGAGAGUGAGAGCCUCAUGCCCUUAACUCUUGCUACAGAUAAAACAUGCAUUGUGCUGGCUGGGGACCACAGGCAGAUCAGUCCUAAAGUGUACAGUGAGGAAGCCAGGAACCAGAAUUUACAUCAGUCAUUGUUAGAGAGACUGCAUCAGUAUUACGACUCCCACUCUACGUAUAUCCCGGAAACAAGUCCGUUGAACAUACUUCUUAGUAUCAACUACAGAACCAAGAUGGAGAUAUUGCGGUUUAUCUCGGCUGUAUUCUACGGUGGACCAGACGUCUUAAAAUCAGAGGCAAAUAUUAGAUCUGUUUUAUCCAUCACGCCUUUGGCAUUUUAUGCUGUACAGGGCCGUGAGGUUCAGGAUGAAAACAGCAUAUCGUACUACAAUAUGUCCGAGGUUCAGGAAGUUGUUGAUAGAGUGGAUGAUCUAUUAGACAAGUGGCCAGAAGAAUGGGGUCCUCCAUGUGCCAAGGAAAUUGGUGUGGUUACACCAUAUUAUGACCAGGUGAUAUUGAUAAGGAAGGCUUUGAAAAAGAGGAACAUUGCUUUGAAAGACGUAAUGGUUGAAAGGGUACAGGGUGUUCAAGGUAAAGAGUUUCGAGCCAUGUUUAUUACAACAGUGAGGACCAGAUAUCUUAUAGAGGCCCCACAUGUACAGAACCAUGCUUUAACAGAAUGUGAUGGUGAAGGAGGAGAUUUUGGUUUCCUGUCAGACUCUAAGCUUCUCAACACGGCACUGACACGAGCCCAGUCUUUGGUGGUUGUAAUUGGUGACCCUGUUGCACUGUGUGCUGUUGGUGAAUGUGUGAAUGUUUGGCGUACCUACAUCAAACAUUGUCAGAACAUGAGUAGUUUGUAUCCUCAAAAUCAUACAUUUGAUUCCAUACGACAGCAGGUGCAGAACUUGCUUAACUCUCCAGCACGCGAGAGACUACUCCAAAUUGCAAAUGAGCGGCAGGGUGGACAGAAAAUUGGAUCAGUUGUACCUGAUACAAGUAGCAGUACAGAACCUAAACAGGGUUAUUCUUCAAGUGUACAGUCCACCAGUGGAAAUGGUUCCACUAAUGUUUACCUGACGAGAACCAGUGUUGGUAGCAACCUGUAUGAUAUAACAAGUAGAGAACAGAACACUUCACCUGUCAGGAACAAUGGCACCUUAAACAAUGGUGCAGCAUUAAAAAGUCCCCUUACACCCCUUAACCGACUAAGAACAGGAAUUACACGUGGUCUUCCACCAGCUCCUCUCACAACUUUGACUCAGAGGAAAUCCUUGGAGUCUUACUAUGAGAUAGGAGAUGAAUUUACAUUUGAUCCUGAUGAUGUUUUACUUCAGUUGUUGAAGUUGGAUGGCAAAGGUGGAGGUAACGUGACAAAGGAUAGCGUUUCCGUACGAGAGGAGAAUGGUCAGGCAGUUGUCAGGGCCGGCAGUAAUAUUGUUGUUGAAAACGGAGCUAUCUAUCCUUCAUAUGAUGAGAAACAACUAAAAACAUUACUGAACAAUGAAGCAAGGUAUCUUAGAACUCGGCUACAUGUUAAUGAGGGAUGUAAAGCUGAAGUACUUGAUGGUGUGAGUAGAAGUACAGAACUGGAUAUUCCCAGUAGGUGGCUGCGUGGUCAGGGUAAUCAUAAUGAUGAAGUUGUGGUCGAACUGGUUACUGAGGGAAGUCAGAGAUAUGGAAAAGUUGUAGGAGUUUUGAAUACAGCUGUGGAUCUAAAGAACCGAUAUAUUGUUUGUACGAUGGGAGAUAAUGGUGGGAUUAUGGUACCAGUUGAUAAUGGAUUAUCCCCAAUGUUUAAUGUUACAACAGUAGCUAACUUACAACAGAACAAAGAAGAUAGUGUGUUUGUAUACCGCUUCACAAAGAGCAAACAGAUUAGGUUAAGUCAUAUGGAGAAGGUAGAUAUCUUGAGUAGAAAUGAUAAAUUGUUUAUCACCAGAUUCUUAAAAUGGGACAGUAAGUUACAACUACCUUUGUGCAUAGUGGUUGGUGUUUUCAAUGUUAGUAUUGAUGUUGCAACAUGUAUGAAGGUUUUAGAGCUGGAGCACCAUUUAGUGAAGGCGUACAAUCCUGGUAUAGCUGAGGAGGUUGACUACCUAUAUCCUGAUAACUUCCAUCUGACUGAUGAAAUGUUCAGCAGUAGAAAUCUUGAUUUGCGGGAAAGUUGGUGUUUCACCAUUGAAUCAUCCGGCAAUAGUCCUACUAGCAGGGCAUUUAGUAUAGAUGAGAUAGGAGAUGGUAAUUACCAUGUUGGCGUACAUAUUACUGAUGUUGCAGCAUUUGUAAAUAAGGGAAGUAGCGUCGAUAUUGAGGCACAGAGUCGAGGUGUGGCCUGUUUCCCAGCUUUGGAAGAACCAGUCCAGAUGUUGCCAAACAAACUGUCUACAGACUUGUGUAACCUUAAACCUGGGGAAGACAGAUUAGCUUUCUCAGUUCUGAUGACAGUAAAACCUACAGGGGAGGUAAUGCAAGUCAAUAUUCAGAAAACCAUCAUUAACUGUAAGAAGAGUUUCAGUAUGCGAGAAGCUCAGGAUAUAAUACAAGAUCCCACAGCUCAUGAGGACUAUUUAAAAAGUUGUGUACUUGUCCUCUUUGAGAUUGCCCGUCUGUGGAGGAAGGAAAGAUUGGGAAAUGCUUCACUAUAUCAUGAGAAUUCCCUGGAGAAAUCAACAUCGUUUGCCAGUCAGCUUGUUCAAGAUAUGAUUGUGAUGACAGAGUAUCACAUUGCUCAGAUAGUAAUGAGAAGUUACCCUGAUGUGACACCGUUGUUUGUGCAAGAUGCUCCAGACAGUCAAGCUCUCGGAAGGUGGAGGCAGGAACACGCAGCAGACGCUGUUAACUCUAUCGCCUUAACUAAACCUUUCCUAAACUCUUCGUUAAUGGAGAUUUGUAAAUGUGGCUUGGCAUGUACACAUACAGUAAACUUUGUACGCCAGGCUAAUAUUGUAAAGAGAGAACAGAUUGAUGUAGUGUCAGGACUUUGGGACAGUCUAAAUGAUGCAGUUGGACUCGGAGACUUUGCCACCAUACAGGAUAUUAUUGUGUCGCCGGAGAAUCAUCCCCAGUUAGCGGUAGCUUUAUACCUGUUACAGUCAAUUCAACAGCAGGAGAAAUUUGUAAGCAGUUCCGAUAUUAGCAACGGGAACUACCAUUAUACAAUCAACCGUAGACCUUACACACAGAUUACACAGCCACUGAGUUGUUACAUAGAUAUUGUUGUACAGAGACUGCUAACUGCGUGUUUAGAUUCUAAACCUUGUCCAUACACACAGCCAGAGAUACAGGCUGUUUGCAGUGAUACAACUAAAUCUCUUGCUAACAGGAAGAAAUUUGAAGCAGAGGCUCGUCUAGUUCAGUUGAGCUCUGCACUUCUAUCAAGACCGUUACUUCUACAUUCAGUCAUCGUUAAUUUGAAUUUAGAAGACAUGCAGAUGUGCUUCUCAAGUCUCCUUUCAGUUCUGCCACUGCAGAAUGUUGACUUAGUUUCCCUCGGCAUAUGUGAGCCACCGUUUUACAGUGAAAGUGGAGGAGUUGUAUUGAAGUGGAAAGAAAGAGUGUAUGAUUGCGGUGUGUUGCAGCAUCAAGCAGUUGUUGGCAGUAAUUAUGGGGAGCUUAAUCCUGAUAGAUUCAUAUACAGAAUCCCUGCAUUCCAGUGGCAGAGGUUACUGAUAGCGAUAAGGGAGCAGGAUGAAGGCAUGCGGGUGCAGAAACUUAACUCUGCUGUAGAGAUUGUACGUAAACAAGUUAGUAACCCUGCACUGGUAGGUAAUUACAUUGAAGAUGUGACAUCAGAAGUGCACAAAUUAGGAAAUAUUAAACAUUUAACAGAGUUUUCCCUCCAGCUGUCAGCCAAUCAGCUACUACUGGUACAACUUUCAGCAAGGUCAGGUUCCAACAAUCCUCUGUUAUCACCAUACAUCCAGUUAUUUAACCUGACUAAUCAUCUAGAUAUAUGUUUGCAGCAUGCUCAACAUCCAGACACUUGCUUUGCUAACAAACACAAUAUUGUGGAGCCAAGUGGUGCAAACUGUAUGGACAUCAGAAGCUAUCAGAAAGUGUGGAUGCCAAUAUUAGAGAUGGAAGCCGCUAGUAAAGCUGUUGAGAAUAAUGAUCGUAUUCUAGUUAACAAUGUACCGAUAGAGUGGAAGCAAGAAGCUGUACCUAGCACAAUGAUUGGUUACAUUACUCUUCCCCUGACAUUUAUGAAACAGAGACAAAUGAAGAUAUCUUCUAAUUUUGAGCAGAAGAUGUUGUUUAAUCCAGACAAUAUUUCGUAUUGUAACGCCUACUUUUCCGACUUUGUCUGCAUACGCUAUAGUAAUGUUACUUUACCAAAUAAUUCGGGAUUGAGUGAAGAGAUAGCACAGCUGGUUAACACAGGAGGUAUUUUCACAUGGGUAGGACACUGCACUGUAAUUGGUGUUGCCCUUGGUAAUGGAACAGCUACGUUAAAACUUCAGUUGGUUCAGAGUGAUGUGCCCUUGCCUGUAAUGCUUGUAAGGAGAAGAACAUGUACAAUAGAGCUCAUCAUGAGGACAGAGGCAGAUAGAAUGAUGCUGUAUUCACUAAGAAGUCUCGAGUACAGCACCAAGUUGGCCCAGGAUGUUAUAUUAAGACAGACACCUACAGAUAAAUUACAGUUCACAGAUGUUGAUUCAUUGCUUCAGUCAUGUAGAGGAGUUCUACAUGUACCUAAUCAGCAACAAGAAGCAGCCCUUAAAAUGUCAGUGGAACAGCCCCUCACUGUCAUACAGGGAUGUGUGGGCUCUGGAAAAUCUGUGUUGGCUGCCAAACUGGGCUUCAUAUAUGCUCAGCGCAACAGAGGUGUUAGUGGACCUAAACAGCAGGUGUUAAUGUGUGCACCAAGGGAAACUACUCUGGAUAUUCUUACAGAGUACUUUCUGUCCCUGAAGCCAAAUUGUCCGAGAGUAGUCAGAGUUUAUAGCAACAGUGUAGAAAGAGUUGUACAUCCGUCGCCAAAAGAUGUAACACGUAUAAUGCCAUAUAGUAGUCAAGAUGUGGAUGAAAUCAAGGCUAAUUACUCUGUUCUAUCAUUGUACGACCUGGUCAGACGUUCAGGGUCACCUUUUAGUAAAUCUCUAACUGAGUAUGAAACACUAUUUUCUCUGUAUCCUGAUGAUAUAUCCGAGGAUCAGUUUGAUGAGUUCUCAGAGUUACUGACUAAGGUUGAGACUGCUGUGUUAAGAGAAGCUGAUGUAAUAUUGUGUACCUGUGUAACUGCUGGUCUACCAAAGAUAACUUGUAACACUAACAUUCAACAGAUAAUUAUUGAUGAUGCUAAUUCUGGUUCUGAGCUUGAGUUGCUGGUUCCACUGUCAUUACACCGAGAGGCAAACCAGGUGACAAUUAUCGGGGAUGUUAACCAGAUAGGUCCACACGUUACUAAUGAGGCUGCUAAAGUUCUUGGGUUAGGAAGGUCCAUAAUGAAAGAUUAUUUGAGUUUGGCAGUGUAUUUGAAUGUUCAGUAUAGAGUGCAUGAGGGUAUAGUGGAUUUCCCAUCUAAGAAUAGUUAUGAAGGUCGACUCCUGUGUGGUACAAUGGGACAGAGACAGCCUUCCAUCUUGAACUGGCCUGCAGGAAGAACUAAACCAGUAGCUUUUUGUAAACUGAAGGGUACAGAAAGUACACAUCUACUUGAUGUUGGAUCACAGAGGGAAGAUACAAUUUGUAAUAGUGACCAGGCUGACUUUGCUGUGAGGAUAGCAGUUUCCUUGGUAACGAGUUACCAGGUACCAGCAAGUAAUGUAGCAGUUAUCUGUACAACUAGAGCCCAGCGUGUCAUGGUCAAAGAUAAGUUUUCAGCUGUAGGAAACAAUUCUGCUUGUCUUACUGUAGCUGAGGCACAAGGCAAGGAGUAUGACUAUGUAAUCCUUUGCACUGUUAGGACAGUGGCUAAUCCUAGUGUAGAAAGGUAUCCAGAUAAAAAAUGGAAGUUGGCUAAACUUGGUCAGCUUGUUGAUAAAGCUAUAGUCACUACAGCUUUAACUAGGGCUAAGAAAGGAUUGGUCAUUGUAGGUAAUGAUGAGCUGUUACGUUGUGAUGCAUUGUGGGCCAAGUUGCUGGCGGAUUAUGGCAACAGUGGAAGGAUUGUUACCGCAGAUACCUUCCUCAAGUCCAUGUCUAUGUAGUGAUACGCCAGUUAUAUUUACUAUGAAACCUAUAUAUGCUUAUAUAACAUAUCAGCGGAUUCAGAUUAGACUGUAAUAUAUAUUUAUGUGUGAAUAAUUGUAAAUUAUAUGUAUUUAGUGUUUGAAUAACACUUAUAUGUAUGCUUAACUUUGAUGAUUUAGGCGUCAAAUGUUGAAUGAAAUUGUUAGCAUUUUUUUGUAGAUUGAAGCUGAAAGAUAUGUAAAAGAAUAUUAAUUGGUUAUCAUUUGUAAAGAUGUUUAAAGACAGUUGUUAAAGGUUUUGAUACAUUCUGUUUGUAAUUUACUGCAGUGGUAGAGUUAUGUUCAUUUACAAAUGAAAUUAGUAGAGCUGUUCACUCGAUCAAAGGUAAUGUUACUGGCUGAGCUUUGGAGUUUGCUUACAUACAUGUAUACAGUUGUAUAUAUUUCAUGAUUUUUAUGUUCUUUUUAAUUGUUGUUAGAAAAGAUUAACUUUAUUUAUUGAUACAUAUUUGUUGUUGUUUCAUUGAGUUGCAGAGUUAUUGGUUAGAAUAGAUUGCUGUAUAUUUAUAUGCUUUAUUUGUGUAAAAAAAUAUUCUUUGAAUAUUUUGUUAUUUACUGUGAAAUAAUGAAUUUGCGGGCAUAACAUUGUGUGGUUCCAGCAAAAAUGCCUGUUUUGUUGGAACAUAAUGGAUUUCAGUUUUAACCAUGAAAUCCAAAACAUGACAUCUUGUUUAUAAAACUGCAGCUUUAGAUUUUGUUUAUACUCCUGUUUUAUCUCUUGACUUUUGUUGAUUUUCAAAGUAUACAUGUAUGUGCAAAAAUGGAUAGGUAAAUGUUUGAAUACCUGCAUUCUGCAGUUGCUUAAGUAUGAAUAUAUAUAGAAGAGGUUAUUGACAGAUAUAUGUCUAGAACAGAUAUAGCCAGUCUUAUGUCUACAUAUCUUUUGAAGAAAAGUAUAAGCAUACAUUUAAUUUUGCAGAUGAAAAUUGUUUUAAUGUAUAAAAGUAUCUGUAUGUAUUAAGAAAGUAUGUGUCACUAUAUGUUAUAUAUAGUGAUAAGAAACCUGAACUGUUACUUUGAUUCAGUCAUACAUUUUGCUAUUUAAAUGUAUGCCAAUAUAUUUGGAAAUAGUGUUUGAAUUUUGAAUGAAAUUUAACUGCAAAAAUUAUAAUUUAUGUUUAUUUGACAUACAAUAUACUGUAUGUUUUGCUGUAACAAUAGGCCCUGUUUGUUUGUAAGGUUUGGUUAAAGAAGGGUGGGAGGAUGAUUAUAAUUGCAUCUUUUCUCAACCUUGGAUUAUGUAGGAUGCUGGACAGGGAUUUUUGUGUAAAUAGUUUAAUGCCUUUAUAUGGAUUAGAAGAAAUGAAAAUGUUUACUACAAGAUAAGAAUUACUGUAAUAUCCUGACAACUGGCCCAUAUAAAUUACCUAUGUUUUUCAUGAUUCAGUACUUGACAUGAGGUAGGGUUACCUGUAUAUCAUUUAGACAAGAUAAAUUAUGGUAAUAACAAUGACUUGAGUUUGCACUGAAUCAAAAACUGAGACACAUGAAACAAAAAGUUCAAGAGAAAUUAAAUUUUUCCUUGGAUGUACUAUGUAUACAUUUCAGUGUUUGUUAAGGUUUCAACCUUUAAAGAGAAAAUACUAGACUACAGUGGUAGGCAUUUUUAUCUAGAUUUCAGUACCUGUACAGACCAAUAACCUCGGAGCAAAAGGCAGAGCUCAGUUUUCCCAGAAGUUGUAUGAAAUGCACAUUUUCCCCAUUUUAUGGCCUUUAGUCUAGAAGUUACAGUAAUUAACUUGAAAAUAUUGUUAUUUGUAUAUAGAAUAUGUCUUGAUGUGUAGUUUGCAGUGUUAACCUUUAUAAUGAAAUGUAAUGACAUAUUUACAUUUAAACAUGUGAUCUUCUAAUUGACAUGUUUUACUAAUUUUGAAUGUCACAGCUUUUUCAUUUUUUAAAUGAACCAUAGCAUUAACUUACAUCCCUUGCAAUACAUCCAUUACAUUACUCUAAAUGAACAAGUAGCAUUUUAGUUGAUUGAACCAAUACAUCUUUCCUAACCACCAGUGUAGUUUCCCUUGCCAUCAAAUCCUACAAUUACUCAUGCAUACAGAACAGUAGAAAAUAGUACUGUGAUUUGUAUACAUAAAAUGAAAUAGAAUUUAUUUGUACAAAUAUUUACACUUUACACGAGUAUUUAUAAGCAUUAUUAAUUUCUUGUAUCUAAGUAAUGAUUUAUACUAUACACUUAAAUACAUGUAAUACAUUAAAUUUUGUUCUUGAUCUGUUAUUCUACAUAAAUCUAUGAUACUGGAUAGACAUUCUACUUUGAAAUAAAGUAUGGUAACUAUGUGGGUAGAUAGGUGAAAAAAAUAGAUGUUGAACCAUUUCUUUGGCUAUGAAAAGUAAAGUAUUAAAAGUGAUUUUAAUUAAAAUUAUUUUUUAUUGUAUAAAAUGGCACACAAGCUAUAAUGGUAAUUAUUUUAAUCAUAUUGUGUUAUAAUUGUUUAGAAAUAAUGAUUUGUGUAAAUACAAAAAUAUCUCAAUUUUGGUAUCAAAUUAGAAUAAAGCUAUUAAUAAAAAGAAAAUGCACACUGUAUAGUGGGAAAUUACUUUGUAAAGGUUGGAAAAGUCCUGUUAGGAAUUAUUCUGUUGAAGUAGGAUUAUGUUUAUAUUGAAAAACAGGAUUUUUCUGUGGGUAAAUAUUAAAUUAGUAGAAGGGAUUUUUUUAAUAUAAAAAUGCUCACUGUAUGAAGUAGAAUAAAGUUUUUAGGAAACACUGUAUAAAACUUAGAUAAAUUCUGAGGGUAAUUAUUCUGUUGAAAUAGGGUUAUAGUUAUAGAAAGACACAAAUAAUCCUGUGGGUUAAUACUGAUGCACACUAUAUAAAGUGGGAUAAACGUUUAAAACUUUGAUAAAUUUCUUUGGUAAUUAUUCUAUUCAAAUAGGGUUAUAUUUAUAUUUGUACAGAUGAAAGAAACCAGACUAUUUCAGUGGGCUCAUAUUUAUGCACAUAAUAUAAAGUAGGAUAAUUUGAUAAGAAAUCACUGCGUAAAAAGUUGGAUAUAUUCUUUGGGUAAUUCUAUUUAAGUAGGGUCAAUACAGAAAAAAGGCACAUGAUAAUUUCUGUAGGUUAAUACUGAUGCACACUAGAAAGUAGGAUGAGAUUUAUAGGAAAUCACUGUAAAUUUGGAUAAAUUCUGUGGGAAACAAUGACAGUUCAAAGACGCACACUAGAAAGUAGGAUAAGAUUUAUAGGAAAUCACUGUAAAUUUGGAUAAAUACUGUGGGUAACAAUGACUAUUCAAAGAUGCACACAAUAUAAAGUAGGAUUUGGUUUAUAGGAAAUCACUAUGUUAACAUUUGAUAUAUUUGUUUUGUAAUUAUUUUGUUCAAAUUGGGUUAUAUAUAGUUAUACAGGAAAAUAGGACUAUUCCAGGGGGUUGAUACUGAUGCCUGUUAUAUAAAGUAGGAUUUGGUUUAUAGGAAAUCACUGUGUAAAAAUUGGAUAAAUUCCAUGGGAAGUUAUUCAGUUCAAAUGGGUUAUAUUAGUACAGAAAAAUAGGAUUAUACUGAAAAAUAAUAGAUUGGACACUUAAAUAGUAGAAUAGGUUCUGUGGGGAAAAAAACUUUGGAAAAGUGGGAUAUAAGUUAUGUGGAUUGUUAUUCUGUUCUGGAAGGGUUUUAUUUUUUUAUACAGUAUUAUUUCUGUGGUUUAUAUAAACUUAAAAUAAGGUAUGAACAAUAAGGUUAAAUUUUUAGGAAACUUCUUUAUAAGAAGUUAGACUCUUCGGGUAUUAAUUCUGUUCAUAUAGGGUCACAUUUUUAAUAAAUUAUACAUAGAAACAGAACUAUUUCUGUGGGUAACUUGCAUCAGGUUAUUUUAUUUUAAUUUGCACACUGUAUAGUAGGUAGGAUAAGUCUUCAAUGAAAUUAUUGUAUAAGAUGGUUACUUCUGUGGGUAUUUUUUGUUCAAAUAUUCUAAUUUCUUUGGAUUAUUACUGAAUUAGAAGAUUUUAUUAAUUCUGUAUCUUAUAGACUGUAGAAAGUUCUGUAAGAAAUUACUAUGUAAAAAUUGACAUCAUAAUCUUUUAUGUUACAUUCAAACCUGUGUUCAAAACCGCCGCCCGCCUGCUUAGCUCAAUAGGUAAGAGCGUUGGUCUACGGAUCUCGGGGUCGCGAGUUCGAUCCUCGAGCGGGGCGUAUGUUCUCCGUGACUAUUUGAUGAACGACAUUGUGUCUGAUAUCAUUAGUCCUCCACCUCUGAUUCAUGUGGAGAAGUUGGCAGCUACUUGCGGAGAACAGGUUUGUACUGGUACAGAAUCCAGGAACACUGAUUAGCUUAACUGCCCGCCGUUACAUGACUGAAAUACUGUUGAAAAACGGCGUUAAACCCAAAACAAACAAAACAAACAAAAUCAAAACCACCUGUCAACAUAGACCACCAUGUUAUAAGUACAACUACAUUCAUUUUACACUGUGUAUCGGUAUGUUGAUAAGAACUUGCAAGUAAGAACUACUUUUUGACACACCCAUGGUGGUACUUGUGAAUAGGUUUGACUGCAUUUGCUUACUAACUUUGUUGUUUCUCUGAACAAUGAUCAUAUGGUCUUUAAAUAAAGAAUUAACUGUUAUUAGCAUUAUAACCUGUGAUGGAUGAGAAUGGUUAUCUAUUCUCUUGAUGAUCUCUAAUUCUCCAGUAUACCAAAAAAUAGUUCUUCACUUACAUUGUAUUUCAAAGAUUUGUGUUGGUGUGGACAUUAUUUUUGUAUCCUUUUCACCACUGAAAUCCAUCACUCCAGGGUACCUUUCUUUUUAAUUUUGAUAAAAAGAAAUAAGUGAAAUGUAAUGUAAGUUUUGGAAAUACCUUUUCGUACCUACAUUUAGGCAGGGUAGCUUUGAUUCCGUUUCAAACUGAAGUUGUUGUUCUUGUCUGUUGAAUAUUAUUGAUAUGUUACUGUUAUUUAGUAAUUUAUAACUUUUUCUCUGUUCUAUCAACUACAUACCCUACAGUUUACCCAAAUCCAAGGGAACCAUUCAUAAAGAAAUAGUGUCCACAGUAAAAUUUAGUUUAAAAAUUAAUCCAUGUGUCUGUAGCAUAUUUCUUUGACCUAUACCAGAAUUCAGUAAUUGUUAUCAACUUGAAUGUCAGCAUGAUUUAGCAACUGUUUCACAUGAUAAAUUCAUACAAACGUUUUAUUCAAAUAAACAGAACAGAACAGAACAGAAAAAGCAACAAAAAGUUGUUCAGUGUCAUAGCAUAUUUCAUUUCAAUAGUGUAGACUUUUGUCUGUCUCUGUUGUCAUCAGAUGAUUUUACUGCUUUGUUGUUUCCUGAUAUAUUCACUGUAGUGUUUCUGUAGCUGUAUUUUAGCCUUAAAUUUUCUGUGUGUAAUAAAAUCAGUUUUCUCUGACAA
Molecule: messenger RNA, 16248 nt
Organism: Mercenaria mercenaria
Lineage: Eukaryota; Metazoa; Mollusca; Bivalvia; Venerida; Veneridae
Product: helicase with zinc finger domain 2-like
Exons: 34
Coding region: 96-10850 (3584 amino acids)
Molecular function (GO): 5'-3' DNA helicase activity; RNA nuclease activity; protein binding
Source: RefSeq, a predicted model, not a curated record